AUGCAUAUGUGGAGUGACGAGAAUCCUCAAGCAACUCGAGCCAGAAGUUUCCAAACGCCUUGGAAAAUAAACGUGUGGGCAGGAAUUAUGGGCACAAGCAUAUUAGGUCCAGUAAUUCUGCCCGACAUUUUAAAUGGCGCAUCAUACUUGGAAUUUUUAUCCGAAAAUAUUCCAGACUUUUUGGAAGAAAUUCCAUUAGCAAAUAGGAAUAAAAUUAUAGUCCAACAAGAUGGUGCUGGACCACACAAUGCCAGGAUAGUAACAAACUAUUUACACGAACAAUUUCCUGACCGUUGGAUGGGCCGAUACGGCCCAAUAAGUUGGCCCGCAAGAUCGCCAGAUUUCAAUCCUUUGGAUUUUUUCCUGUGGGGAUACUGCAAAGAAUUUAUUUACAGACAGCUUCCCGAAGACAUCGAAGACUUAAAUGACAAGCUGCAUUAUGCCAUUUGGAGUAUCGACGAUGAUAUUUUGGAGAAGACGCAAAUAAAUUUAUUACGACGCAUGAGAGCCUGCAUUACAAUGGACGGUGACCACUUUGAACAUUUACUGUGA
Molecule: messenger RNA, 552 nt
Organism: Solenopsis invicta (red fire ant)
Lineage: Eukaryota; Metazoa; Arthropoda; Insecta; Hymenoptera; Formicidae
Exons: 1
Coding region: 1-552 (183 amino acids)
Molecular function (GO): nucleic acid binding
Source: RefSeq, a predicted model, not a curated record